CAUAAGAACAACACGUAUUCUUCUGACGUUGAAACGCAAUUCCUUUACUACAUGUACUUGAACCUUUGACCGUGACGUCUUAACGCCAUAUCCUCGACUUUAAUGCGCGGACGUCUUAUCGUUUUAGACGGAGACGUGCGCUUGUCUGGCGGUUCUAGCCAAAACGGUAGAGUUGAGGUGUUACACGAUGGUCGAUGGGGCUCAAUUUGCCUUGAUGGCUGGGAUUUCAACGAUGCUCUUGUAGUCUGUAAGCAACUGGGCUUUCCAUGGCUCAACCGUGACGAUUGGAACUACGAUGGCGGCAAUUUGACGGAACUAGUCUGGCUUAGUAACGUUCAGUGCAAGGGGUCGGAAACCAGACUAGAUGAAUGUGCGAAUGACGGUUGGAAAGAGCAUCAAUGUGCCGAGACCAGACGGGCUGCGGCUGUUGCAUGUAUGGACCAGGAGGAAUUUAAAGGUCAGCAGUUUUAUAUUACCCUUGGCGAUGGCAAUGGCCCUACAGUUUUUGAAAAUGACGGACGAGUUAUGCUUUGGUAUAGCAAAGAUCUCAUCAUAGGUCCGAGGGUUUACCUAGUCUGCGAUCAGGGGUGGGAUCUGGCAGAUGCUAACGUCAUCUGCCGCCAGGAUGGACACUACUCGGCAAAACGAGCCCUUACCGACUCCUACUUUGGGAAUCAUCGUCCAUUACGCUCACAAGAAAUCGCAUAUUUAGCCACCGACUUUGCGUGCAUCGGUAACGAGAGCAAACUCAUCGAGUGUCCCGCCAACUUUUGGUUCCAGGAUAACUGUACUGCUAAUCACCAAGCAGGGGUUCUCUGCAAUCGAAUUAAAGAGCCAGAAGACUUUCAGUUGAGACUUUUGGGCGGCUCUAACGCCAGAGAGGGUAGAGUUGAGUUCCACGUCAACGGAACAUGGGGAAGUCUCUGCUUGAAAAAAGACUACACAUUCUUCGACGAGGAGAGUGAUGUGAUCUGCCGUCAGCUUGGGUUAGGGUACGGCCUGGAAGCACCACAAGACGACCGCUUCGGCCGUGGGUCUGGCCCGGUGGUCUUCCCUUCUUCCGUACUUUGUUCAGGCUCAGAAUCCUCGUUUGCUCAGUGCUAUAUGCGAGAUGAACCGGAUCAAGAAUGUUUGCAUCUUGAGGGGAGUAGCGAGGCUAGCGUCAUUUGUAGCGGUCCGAUUCCAGAGGACCGAAGUCCAGUCAGUUUUCAAAGACGUCAAAAGGAUGGCUUGCUUCAAAUUCAUCACGAUGGGCUUUGGGGUGCCGUUUGUGCAAACGGCUGGACAGAUGCCAACUCCAAAGUCGUGUGCAGAGAACUGGGACUUGGAGCCCCGAAAUCGUUCUCUACCACGCAGUACUCGUGGAGAUCUGGACCAGUGUUUCUGGGUGAUGUAUCGUGUACAGGAGACGAGGCUACAUUGGACCAGUGCAAUCUUGGGCGUUGGUCCGGGAAUAACUGUACCCAGUCGACGCUCCUUGGAUUGACUUGCAGUGCUAGUGCUGUCGUCACGGCUGCAGUACCAUCCAUUCUCGUAUUCGCCAGCCUGGCGGUUUUCCUGCACUAACUCGUGUAGUGACUCCUUCGUCUUUCCCAGGUGAAACUGUGAUUGUGACAUAGAACCUCAUGGUUGCUAAUUCUUUGUACAAAUUUAUUUAUCUGCUGCAUUCCUUAAUAGUGUGUAUACAAUUUGGAAAAAUUAGCACUGUUUUUCUUUGUUCUUGUGUUUGUCCUUGUCUAAUCUUGACAGUUUUGUACUGUUAGCCUUGUAAUGUUCUGCUUAUAUACCGACAGGAGCCUAGGCUUGAAUGAUAUUUUAAUCCAAAAGUUUUUACAAAGUUUGAUUUAAUUAAAAUUCCUGGCCAUGUAAUAUGUGAUAUACUUUUACUGGGGUUAUAAGUUCCUGUUCAGUUUGACCCGCAAUCCGGGUUCUGUUUGGGCUACCUUUUCCAGGUCAAAAACGAGACUUUUCUGGAUCGAAAAUGAUACCUUUCCGGGUCAUUUUGGCCUAGCAACCUUAGCAAAACGUAUCAUUUUUUUUUACCCGGAAAAGGGUUAUGCCAAAGCUUUCGGGUGAAUAUGAUUGGGGACUUUUUCUUAUAAGUUGCGUACGACGCUUUAAAUUAUAUUUUCAUGACCUUUCUUUAAAAAACAAUCACAAGUGUACUUACCAUGGAUGGGGACUAAAAGUGGUUUUUUGUGUGCAUUGGAACACAAAAAUGUACUGCAAAAAUGAAGUAUACUCAGAAACCCUUUCUAAAGAAGCACACGUUGGAAACACUCGAUGAAAUACACAUUUUUUUUAAUAACCGUAUGUUAGGCCCCCCAAAAAAGUCUCCGGUUUCUGG
This is a messenger RNA of Patiria miniata (bat star), 2347 nucleotides long. Its product is annotated as neurotrypsin-like. The transcript is spliced from 7 exons. NCBI's taxonomy places the organism in Eukaryota, Metazoa, Echinodermata, Asteroidea, Valvatida, Asterinidae. Bases 103 to 1566 code for a protein of 487 amino acids. Gene Ontology annotation, cellular component: membrane. The record is from RefSeq and is a predicted model, not a curated record.